Molecule: messenger RNA, 1327 nt
Organism: Puccinia graminis f. sp. tritici CRL 75-36-700-3
Lineage: Eukaryota; Fungi; Basidiomycota; Pucciniomycetes; Pucciniales; Pucciniaceae
Exons: 3
Coding region: 47-1057 (336 amino acids)
Source: RefSeq, a predicted model, not a curated record
CCCACGGGCCACAGUCACAUACAAAAUACAUUUGAAGGUGAGAAGGAUGAGAAGAACCAUCAUCACCAAGUCUAUCACCAUCACCAACACCAACAACAGCCAACCAUUCAGAACAAGAAAUCAUCAACUAAAGAAGAAGAAGAAGAAAGACAGCUUUCAGAGACACUUUUCCUCCGAUUCGGGCCCACAAGCCGACCCCUACUCGAUCUGUUUGUGCGGCUUGCCCGCGAGCUUCGUCCCUACUGACGUCAGACGAUUCGUUUCUCGAUUCAUAUCCGAUCCCGGGUCUUUGCAAAAAGUGAUUUACGUACCGGAUCCGACGGUUCCAUGGACCCUUCAAACCAACCUCUUGCGCUUUACGCGGCCGGAAUCGGUCGCAGAAAUGGGGCAAGAAGUGGAGAAGAUGAGGGGAUGGAGGAGGGGAGAAGACGAGGGCGGAAGGAGCUGGAGUGAAUGGAGCGAGUAUGAGGAUCUACCACCACCAGAAGCACCCGAGGUGGCGCUCGAGAAGGUUGGAAAACAUUGGAUGGGGCGAGGAUAUGAGCAGGCCUUAGAGCACCAAGCCCGGGAGGUCUCAUGGCUCAACAGUCGAUCCGCUCUACUCGCAAGCACUCCAUCACCACACCCAAAAGACAAUCAAGAAGAAGAAGAGGCGCUCGGACAUCGGCCGGGAAGAGCCGUCCUGCUCGUCGGCCUGCCGCUCCACUCCGACCCCCUCCAGAUCGAAAACACGCUCCUCAACUUCGGCUUCCCCGUCCUCAGAGCCCAGUCCUUGGCCGCGUACGAGCGCUUGCUCAGACGGCUCUAUUGGCCCUUCUUGGACCCUUCUCCCUCAUGUCUGAGUAAUAGGAUGGCCAGACCCAAAAAGAACGAUUCGAAAAAGAAGACCAGUCGGGCUCAAGUUGUCUACACGCCCUCGCUCACCAUCUCCAACCAUCUCGUCGGCGAGCUCAACCAUCUCGUGCCCUCCUGGCUGGGCUCCCGAGUGUCCAAGAACUCCGAGCUUCUUGGCUUGCCCUCUUCUGGAUGGAAGUUGAAGGCUAAAGUGCUCUAUUGAUCUCCCCCCCCCCUUUUUUUUUCUCUCUUGUGUGGAGGUUCUUGGGGGUGGGUCUGGUCUUGCGCAAAUAAAUCUUGUCCCUUGCUUGGUCCGGUUUACCUCCUUGUUCACUUUUGAGAUCUGUCUUUGAAUUAUAUCCAUUUUUUGGGGGUUUUUUUUGUGGGGAAAAAGAUCAUGAGCUCUGAUUGAGUUGUAUAGUCUAAAAUUAAUAUUGGUUUACUGAAUGAUGUCUCGAAACAAGCAGAAUAAAUAUGAGAGUGGAAAAAGCGG